AUGAUGGACUCUUCACCAAACAAGAUAAAUGCUCAGCCUGCUUUGCCAACCAUCGCGGGUACAAAGCGUCCUGCACCAACACUUCUCCCAGCCUUCGAACCACUUCCUUCCUCCUCACCUAGUCUCCCAGGUCGUAAUAAUAAGAGGGUGCGUAUUUCACCAUCUAAGUUCGAAUCGGCUUACAAGUAUCCCACACCAAUUCCUACUUCCGCAACUGGUAUCCUUUCAUCCUCUCCUCCAGGGGUACACGCUCGGGCCGGUCUCCAUCGAACUCGAUCCUCUAUUGAAAGAGCUCCCCUUUCAGCUGUGCCAUCAAUCACUCUUCCUGAAGAUGGAGAGUCUCUACUCAUGGGUAGAUCCAGCAACUCCUCUCACUAUCAAUUAUCUGCCAAUCGUCUCAUCUCUCGUGUUCACAUCAAAGCUCGCUACAUUGCUGCAACUGUUCCGCUCGAGUCGAAUAAAAUUGAGAUUAUCUGUUGUGGAUGGAACGGAGUAAAGUUACAUUGUCAAGGUCGAACAUGGGAGUUGGCAAAGGGAGAUAGUUUCACCUCGGAAACGGAAAAUGCUGAAAUCAUGUUAGAUGUUCAGGAUGCAAGAGUUUUGGUUGCUUGGCCACAAGGUGAUCAUUCUGACGUGGCUACUCCAACAGAAGUUCCUUCGUGGAGUGAGGAUAGUUCUCCUAGGGGUAAGGUCACUGCCGUUACUGCUCAAGGUGACAUUAUUCCUUCCAGUCCAAUUCGUCAUGUUGAACGUCACUUGUCGCCAGUAUCACCAACACCCGCUCGCCAAAGCCUUUCCUCUGCCAAUUUGGCCAACCUCUUUUCUGACGACGCGGAAAAGACCUUCAUUCAAGUAUAUGAAGAUAAGCCAGAGCCAGCUCCAGCUACCGAGUCUAAAGACCCUGAACCAGCAAACUCACCAACAGUCGCUGCAACAUCGUUCAAUGCAUCUGUCCCAGCCAGUCAAGAGAGUGAGUUGAGUGAACCAGACGAAGAUCCUGAUGAAGAAAAUGAUCCCAUCGUUCACUCCUUUGGUCCUUAUGGUGCAGAUCUGUCCUCGCGUAUGGCUCAGUUCACAGCUGGUCAUUCCCCAGAAGCUCGUGGCGGCGAAGAAGGCGAGUCUAAGGUAUCUCCCGAGAAACGAUCGAGCUCCACAUCCACUGAAGAGGGUGCUGUUACUCCUGUAAUCAAUCAUGUAGCAAACCAACUUGCGUAUUCUCGUCUUCAAUCCAUACCAUUGUCAACGAUUCUUAGAAACCUUCCAUCCAACCUCAGAGGUGUUAGUCCUUCGAAGCAAGAGAACAAGGGCCUUACCAAGGAAUAUCUUCGAAAUAUGUUGAAUAGAACAUCGUUCAUUGGCGAAAUUCAUCGAGAAGGCAAGGACGCUGCGGGAAAGCCACUUGAGAGCGAAUAUUACUACAUCCCAGAUGAAGAUACCGAUCAGUCAAGAAAGGAGACAGUCCAGGAAGGAUUGAGAAAACCCAGUUUGAGGAACUGUAGAAAACAACACAAGCAAUAUUAUUGGAAGCGUCCACGACUUCCAUAG
Molecule: messenger RNA, 1545 nt
Organism: Sclerotinia borealis F-4128
Lineage: Eukaryota; Fungi; Ascomycota; Leotiomycetes; Helotiales; Sclerotiniaceae
Source: the annotation of a GenBank genome assembly